Messenger RNA from Physella acuta, 2988 nucleotides. RefSeq names its product zinc finger protein 883. The record is from RefSeq and is a predicted model, not a curated record. Gene Ontology annotation, cellular component: nucleus. Gene Ontology annotation, biological process: regulation of transcription by RNA polymerase II. Gene Ontology annotation, molecular function: RNA polymerase II cis-regulatory region sequence-specific DNA binding; DNA-binding transcription activator activity, RNA polymerase II-specific. NCBI's taxonomy places the organism in Eukaryota, Metazoa, Mollusca, Gastropoda, Physidae.
UUAUCGGAAUGGUGUGACAGACUACGCCAAGGUUUUACUGUUUUUUACUGCUGUACAAUUCCGGAAUAAUAACAGACGCUAUAUCAUACCAAAACAGCACAUUGGGCGUGGUAGUGGUAGAGUCAACAAUGCGGCAGCUAAUAUUCAUAGCCCUGGAGCUUUGAGUUCGAACCCUGGGUUUGCACGACCGGAAAAAAUCGUCACUUGUUUGUUUGCACCCUGGUUGUUCAUUUAUAAGAAGCAGGGCAGCAUGGGAGAGGCAACAUGUGAUUUAGAUAUACAGUCAGAUGAAUUAACAGAAUUUUCAUAUUCUGAAGAUGUGAAGCCAGAGCUAUCUACAUUAUUUUCAUCUUCUACUGACAUAAAAACAGAAGUAUCAACAUUUUUGACUUUCCAUGAUAUUAAACCAGACAUGACAUUUAUAACUUCACAUAAUUUUAAAACCGAUGUUACACCAGGGAUUUUAUCUAGUAGAGAAACAAAAACAGAAUAUACAUUUUCAUCUUUUGAUGAUGUAAAACACAAUAUGACAUUAAUAACUUCUCAAGAUGUAACAACAGGAUUUUUAGUUAAUAAAGAUAUGGAACCUGCUGUAUGUACAGGAUCGGAAGAUAUAAAAUCAACUUUAGCAACUUUAUCGACUAGCGAAUAUAUAAAAUCAGAAUUAGCAAUGUUACCAACUAGCGAAGAUAUAAAAUCAGAAUUAGCAACAUUAUCAACUAGCGAAGAUAUGAAAUCAGAAUUAGCAACAUUAUCAACUAGCGAAGAUAUAAAAUCAGAAUUAGCAACCUUAUCAAGAAGUGACGAUAUAAAACCAGAUUUAUGGACAAAAUUUAUAGAUUUUGAGGACAAACAACAAAAAGGACUAGAAGAAAAGCUAAAACUUCCUGAAGAUAAUACAUUUGUUUCUGUUGAUCAUCAUGAACAUUUUUUUCAAAGAUCUAACUUGAAUAAACAUAAACAAGCUCAAGUAGGGGAGAUGCCUCUUGAACUUGAAUGUGAUGAUUGUCAUAAAAGGUUUUCAAACAUUUCUAGUUUAAGUGAACAUAAGAAAGUCCAUUUAAUGGUUAAGCCUUAUGAAUGUGAUGAUUGUCAUAAAAGGUUUUCAAACAUUUCUAGUUUAAGUGAACAUAAGAAAGUCCAUUUAAUGGUUAAGCCUUAUGAAUGUGAUGAUUGUCAUAAAAGGUUUUCAAACAUUUCUAGUUUAAGUGAACAUAAGAAAGUCCAUUUAAUGGUUAAGCCUUAUGAAUGUGAUGAUUGUCAUAAAAGGUUUUCAAACAUUUCUAGUUUAAGUAAACAUAAGAAAGUCCAUUUAAUGGUUAAGCCAUAUGAAUGUGAUGUUUGUCAUAAAAAGUUUGCAUACAGUUCUAGUUUAAGUAAACAUAAGAAAGUCCAUUUAAUGGUUAAGCCUUAUGAAUGUGAUGUUUGUCAUAAAAAGUUUGCAUACAAUUCUUAUCUAAGCGAACACAAAAAAAUUCAUUUAAUGGUUAAGCCUUAUGAAUGUAAUGUUUGUCACAAAAAGUUUUCACGCAAUUCUUUUCUAAGCAUGCACAUAAAAGUUCAUUUAGGGGUUAAGCCUUAUGAAUGUGAUGUUUGUCAUAAAAAGUUUGCAUACAAUUCUUAUCUAAGCGAACACAAAAAUAUUCAUUUAAUGGUUAAGCCUUAUGAGUGUGAUGUUUGUCACAAAAAGUUUUCAAGCAUUUCUAGUUUAGGAAACCAUAAAAAAAUUCAUUUCAUGGUAAAGCCUUAUGAAUGUGAACUAUGUCAUAAAAAGUUUUCACACAGUUCUACUCUAAGAAUACACAUAAAAAUUCAUUUAGGGGUUAAGCCUUAUGAAUGUGAUGUUUGUCAUAAAAGGUUUUUAAACUCUACUGAUUUUAAUGGACACAAAAGAAUUCAUUCAGCAGAUAAUCCAUAUGAAUGUGAUGUUUGUCAUAAAAAGUUUUCAGGCCGUUCUGCCCUAAGCAGGCACAAAAAAACUCAUUUAGUUGUUAAGCCCUAUGAGUGUGAUGUUUGUCAUAAAAUGUUUUCAGACUGUUCUAAUUUUAUUAGACACAAAAGAAUUCAUUCAGCAGAUAAUCCAUAUGAAUGUGAUCUAUGUCAUAAAAAGUUUUCAAUUAGUUCUUGUUUAAAGAACCAUAAAAAAGUUCAUUUUGUAGAUUAGUCACAUGAUUGUGAAUGGUUGUCAUAAAAGAUUUUUAAACAGUUUCUAAUUGUCAUAGACACAAAAGAAUUCAUUCAGCAGGUAAUUCAUAUGAAUGUGAAAGUUUUCAUACAGUUCUACUCUAAUCAAACACAAAAAAAAAUCAUUUAGUGGUUAAGCCUCAUGAAUAUGAUUUUUGUCAGAAAGGAUUUUCAAUUAGUUCUAGUUUAAUUAGGCACAAACAAAAAUAAUAUAAUAUAAAUAUGAUGUUAGUUAUGAAAACUUUACCCACAGUAGUGUAUGAUAAUAUUUUUUAAAUUGUUGAAGCACCAAUAGAAUAGACAUUCUAAUCGUCAAUUCAUUCAUUAUUUGUAUAUAUUAAUUUUAGGAUAGCAUGUAUUAAUUCUACUUGUAGGACACUUGUAUAUAUUUUCGUAUUUUAUAUGCAAAUACAGCUAAAUUGAUGUUUAUUGCAUACAUUUAAAUGAAUAUAAAAGAUAAUAGCAGACUAUUAUUAAUAAGUUAUAAUAGUAAAAUAAUCUAAUUUAGACCAUCCUUGUGGCUGAACAUCUAUAGUUGAUCUUUUCAUUGGUCUCAGUCUGAGAAGUGUAAGUUGGGUCAUUCCCUAAAACAACUAUCAGUUUCUAAUGCUUGACACUAUUCCACUUUCUUUUCUAUUUGUAAACAGUAACACCACACACAAGUUAUCAAUUAAAAGGCAAUAAACAUAAAGCUGUAAUGGUUAUGUUCUGAUAUUUUGGUAUCCUAUUUCUAGCAUGAUUUAUGUAUUGUUGUGUUUACUUUUUUUUAACACAUAAAUGAAAAUCUUGCUGUAGUCAAAAGCU